UACACCAUGCUCGAGCUCCUCCCAAAUCCCAGCUCCCCCGGCCCUGGGGCCCCCUGCCACCAGUGGCCAUGGGCCAGGGCCUGCCUGCAGAAGACUGUGGUCAUCCUGUGGCUGCUGCUGUCCAGCACCUCCCUGGCCCCCACAUGGGGUCAGACCAAGAUUCCUCUGGAAACGUAAGCAUCAAGUCCAACCCCCUCUCUUCCUCCCAUGAAAAUUUUCUAUGCUUUUCCCUUUGUGCCCCAGGCAGAUCUCCAUCCUCUCUUCUGCCCUUCUGGGCUCUUCCCUGCCAGCGAUGACUGCCCACUGCCUUGCUGUAAAGACCUUCUCUACCUCAACCUCCUUCUUCCCAUAGUCUCUUCUCGGUUUGGAGUCCUGCCUGCCCCCUCCCUGGAGCCUGAUAGCUUCAAGCAGAAUGAUCUCUAGGGCUCUCUCUCCUUGCUGGCGUGACAGUCUGCAUGUCCAGCGCCUGCAGGGUGGAUGCUCUCUCCAGGGCAUUCACUGUGAUGAGGUUGCUUGGCGGGGGCUACUUUGGUUCUGAAGUUGAUCAUCACGGCUCCCCAUAGGACUUGCUAGGAAAUUUGUAUUUUCACAUUCUGAAAGGGUAAAGCAGUUCUAAACCUUUGGAAUGAUUCAUGCAAAGAGGAGGUAGCUUGUCCAAGGACUAGGUAAAACUGGAUUUCAGUGGCCUCAUUAUCCUUUUCUAUACAUUUCUGCCUCCUCCAGGCCUUAAUUUUAUACCUCACCAUUGAGAACAGCUCCAGAAAGGAAUCUAGUAUCAGCCAUACACACCUUGGUAUAAACUACUGUGCAAAAUCUCCAGGAUGUUUUUCAGUCUUAGGCCCUGGUGCUCCUAGAAAAGAAAUUUCUAAUCCAUCUAGGGAGCAGCACAUUCUAUACUGCAGGUGCUACCUGCUCAGUCCAAAACUAAGAGCAGCCCCUCGAGCCCAGCAAGAUAGCAAGGCUACUGCACAGCCAGCUGCCAACUACAUGUCUUAGCAAAGGAGGCUGGGGGAGCCCAAACAACGCGGUGUUUAGCUUUGGGGAGUGGUGGAUUGGGCGUGUUGCUUUUGAUCUAUGCCUGACAUGGUGCCCAGUGCCUUAGUCUGCACAGCAGUUUAGUGAAGUGGAUAACAUCAUUUCUGUUAUGCAAUUGUGAAAACAGAGGCUCAGGGAGGUCAGAUGACUCCCCCAGAUCACGAGGCAAGUAACAGGCCAGCCUAGCCUUGCUUCACUGGGACACCUGCUGCUGGCCUGUGAAACCAUGUGUUGCUAAAGGAGAUGCUGAGAACAGUCUGCAUCCCAGAGCACAGGCCACCUGAUAGGAGACAGCAAGCUCCAGGAAUGGCUGGGGGCCAGGGACAGAUGGCUGGAAUCCAGAUCUCCGUGCAGGAGGCCUCAGAGCUGCCAUCUGCACAGCAACCUCGGAGCAGGCUGAGACGGCCUGCCCUGCAGUGCCUCCUGCGCCUUCCAUCCUGCCUUCUCCCAGGUCCUGACCCCAGGGCUCCUCCCCCAGUCUUCACACUGUCUCUCCUACUGGAUCCUUCUGCUCAGCCUUCCCCAUCCCUCGGACCCUUCCACGUCUCACGUGCAGCUUCCCACUCAGCCCCUGCUCUCCCAAAUCUGUCCUUGUCAAGGUCACCUGAAACCUCCUGUUGCCCAGCCCAGCAGACAUUCUUGUCUCAUCCCCUGCACCUUUUGCGUUGCAGCUCCCUGACCCCUGAAUCUUUUGUGACCUUGCACUCUCUCCCAGUUUCCUGUGGACUCCUGAGUUCUCGCUGUCUUUUUCAAGUACUCCUUUCCAUCGGCACGGCCCUGAAACUGCUGCUGCCCCAAGUGUUUGUCUGCAUCCACAGAUCUGCUCAUGUGCACACUCUCCUUGAGAGUGCCACUCUGACCCCAGAAAUUCAGCCCCUAGCUAGAUACUCAUGACUUGCAGCCCUCUCUCUACCCGUCAGACUGACAUACCCAAAGCCUACAGACACAUCUUCCUGAACAUCAUGGAAUGUUUUAAAUUCAGGCUUGUGUCGUUCAAAAUAUAUGAUUUGAUGCAUUCUAGAGUUGUGCAGUGCACAUCCUGCCCAAUGGAACUCAGCAGCCCUGUAAUAGGAACCUCACAUUCAACAUCACCCAAGCUACACUCAACACCUUCCACGCCCCUCAAACUACUUUUCCUGAUAGUCUUAAUUCUGUCUGAUAAUAUCACCAUGAGCUCAAUGGCUCAAGCUGGAAACAUGGAAGACAUUUUUGACUCCUCUGAGCAAUUCUGUACUCCGUGCCUAGAAUUCUCUUCCUAAUCUUUCCGAGGGGCUAACUUCUACCAUACUCUGACCUGGAACUCAGACCCCACUUCCCUGAGGAAGCCUUCCCUCACCACCACUAUCCCUCCCUUGGCUUCACCAGCCACUUUCAAGCAUGCAUCAUGCUGCACUGUGGUGUGGUUCCAGGCUGUGCACAAUGCCAGAUACACGAUAAGACCUCAAGAAAUACUGAUAGAGCAACUGGGAGAAUGCUGACCUACACAUGGCCAUGCAGGCACGUUACAGUUGCUCCAUCUGGGGAGCCACAGACAGUAUCCUAUCCACCCAUCCCGGGGCCCCAGGACACCCCAAAACUCUAUGCGCCAACCAUGGGGGAAUUGCAGUGCACUUCUGGGAGCUGGGUGAGAGCUCCAGGGUCCUCACUGGGCUGCCCACACAAGGCUGAGGGGAGGCCUCCACCUGCCCUCCCAGCCAGCCCUGCUCUCAGCUUCUGCAGUGGCCACUUGGAGCCUCCUCCUGCCCCUUCCCAUGCUGUCCCUGGGGUUCAGCAGAAGGCCAGUGGUCCCUGGUGACCCUAAAGAGCGAAACAGUGUGAACAGCUCCUGGAGACUUGUAGCUGUUCCCAGAGAGUUCCUGUUCCCUCCCUGCCUACUCUGCCCACCGUCUCUCUCACUCCUUGCUCCACUCAAAGGCCAGAGUCCUUGGACUCUGAGCUCUGGCCUGGUUCCUGGCUCAUCAGCCCCAUGAUCUCAGCAGGAGACCCAGCUACGGGCUCACUAAACCGCAGUGUGUGGCUACAGUCCCUGGCAGGCUCUCCAACUGCUCCCUGCCAGAACAGUCUGCAGCCAGAACAGAAGGGACAGGAGUGUUCUGUGUGUGCCUCUGGGUAUCUGUGAGUGUGCAUGUAUGUAUGGGUGCCCCUGUGCAUGUGUGGAUUUCUAUAUGUAUCGUAAUGCAUCUCUGCAUGUCUGUGUGUGUGCGCAGUGGGUGCCUGUGUGUAGACUUCCUUUGCACGUGCAUGUAUCUGUGUGCCUCUGUGUGUGUCCCCACCCAUGUCUGCACAUGUUCAUAAGUAUGCUUUCCUCCCUCGAAGGGUGAAACUGUGGGCAGACACCUUUGGCAGGGACUUGUACAACACCGUCACCAAAUACUCGGGCUCCCUCUUGCUGCAGAAGAAAUACAAGGAUGUGGAACCCAGUCUGAAGAUCAAGGAGGUGGAUGGCCUGGAGCUGGUGAGGAAGUUCUCAGAGGACAUGGAGAACAUGCUGAGAAGGAAAGUGAAGGCUGUCAAGAGUCUCGUGGAGGCUGCUGAGGAGGCUGACCUGAAUCAUGAAUUCAAUGCAUCCCUGGUGUUUGACUACUACAACUCAGUCCUGAUCAAUGAGAAAGAUGAGAAAGGCAACUUUGUGGAGCUGGGAGCUGAAUUCAUCCUGGAGCCCAACGCACACUUCAGCAACCUGAGAGUGAACACCUCCAUCAGCAGUGUGCAGCUGCCCACCAAUGUGUACAACAAAGAUCCAGACAUUUUAAAUGGAGUCUACAUGUCUGAGGCAUUGAACCCUGUUUUUGUGGAGAACUUUCAGAGAGACCCUACACUGACCUGGCAAUAUUUUGGCAGCUCAACUGGGUUCUUCAGGAUCUAUCCAGGUAUAAAAUGGACACCUGAUAAGAAUGGAGUCAUUGCCUUUGACUGCCGGAACCGCAGCUGGUACAUACAAGCUGCUACUUCUCCCAAGGAUAUAGUGAUUUUGGUAGACAUGAGUGGCAGCAUGAAGGGGUGGAGAAUGGCUAUUGCCAAGCACACCAUCACUACCAUCUUGGACACCCUGGGAGAGAAUGACUUCGUCAAUAUCAUUGCGUACAAUGACUAUGUCCAUUACAUCGAGCCCUGUUUUAAAGGCAUCCUUGUCCAGGCAGACCGAGACAACCGAGAGCAUUUCAAACAGUUGGUGGAUGAGCUGGUGGUCAAAGGCAUGGGGGUCGUGGACCAAGCCCUGAUUGAGGCCUUCCAGAUCCUGAAGCAGUUCCAAGGGGCUGGGCAAGGAAGUCUCUGCAACCAGGCCAUCAUGCUGAUCACUGACGGGGCAGUGGAGGACUAUGAGCCAGUGUUUGAGAAGUACAACUGGCCAGACCACAAGGUCCGGGUCUUCACUUACCUCAUUGGGAGAGAAGUGACUUUUGCUGACCGCCUCAAGUGGAUUGCCUGCAACAACAAAGGCUACUACACACAGAUCUCCACGCUGGCUGGUGCCCAGGAGAAAGUGAUGGAAUACCUGCACGUGCUCAGCCGGCCCAUGGUCAUCGACCAUGACCACGACGUCAUCUGGACAGAAGCCUACAUGGACAGCAAGCUCCUUACCUCAAAGACACAGAGCUUGAUGCUCCUCACUACCGUGGCCAUGCCUGUCUUCAGCAAAAAGAAUGAAACGCGAUCCCAUGGCAUUCUCCUGGGUGUGGUGGGCUCCGAUGUGACCCUGAGAGAGCUGAUGAAGCUGGCACCCCGCUACAAGCUUGGGGUACAUGGAUAUGCCUUUCUGAACACUAACAAUGGCCACAUCCUCUCACAUCCUGAUCUUCGACCCUUGUACAGAGAGGGGAAGAAACUGAAGCCCAAACCCAACUACAACAGCGUGGACCUCUCUGAAGUGGAGUGGGAAGACCAAGCUGGAGUCCUGAGAACAGCCAUGAUCAAUGGGGAAACAGGUUCUUUCUCUAUGGAUGUGAAGGUUCCUCUGGACAAAGGGAAGCGAGUCCUUUUCCUGACCAAUGACUACUUCUUCACGGACAUCAGUGACACACCUUUCAGCUUGGGCAUGGUGCUGUCCAGGGGCCAUGGGGAGCGCAUCCUUCUGGGAAACACAUCUGUGGAAGAAGGCCUGCACGACUUGCUUCACCCAGAUCUGACCCUGGCCAGUGACUGGAUCUACUGCCUCACAGAUAUUGACCCAGACCACCGGAAGCUCAGCCAGCUGGAGGCCAUGAUCCGCUUCCUAAAAGGGGAGGACCCAGAGCUGGAAUGUGAUGAGGAGCUGGUGCGGGAGGUGCUGUUUGACGCAGUGGUGACUGCCCCCAUGGAAGCCUACUGGACAGCGCUGGCUCUCAAUAUCUCUGAUGAGUCAGAGCAAGGGGUGGACCUGGCAUUCCUGGGCACCCGAGCUGGCCUCCUUCGAAGCAGCUUGUUCGUGGGCUCCGAGAAGGUGUCUGACAGGAAGUUCCUGACACCUGAAGAUGAGGCAAGCAUUUUCACAAUGGACCAUUUCCCUCUGUGGUACCGCCAGGCCUCUGAGCAGCCCCCUGGCAGCUUUGUCUUCAACCUACGCUGGGCAGAUGGACCAGAAGGUGCAGGUGAGCCAGUGGCAGUAACAGCGAGCACAGCAGUAGCCGUGACAGUAGAGGAGAAGAAGACAGCCAUUGCUGCAGCAGUGGGCAUCCAGAUGAAGGGGGAAUUCCUCCAGCGCCAGUUCUGGGCAGCAACGCAGCAGUGCAGCGCCGAGGAUGCCCAGUGCCCACAGAGCUGCAAGGACAGUGAUCUGGACUGCUUCGUCAUUGACAACAAUGGCUUCAUUCUGAUCUCAGAGAGGUCACAGGAGACUGGAAGAUUUCUCGGUGAGGUGGACGGUGCUCUCAUGACUCAGCUGCUCAGCAUGGGGGUAUUCAGCCAAGUGAUCGUGUACGACUACCAGGCCAUGUGCAAAGCCCUGGAUCACCACCCCAGCUCUGCCCAGCCCCUGGUCAGCCCCGUCUCAGCCUUCCUGACGGUGACCAGGUGGCUGGUGAAGGAGCUCUUGCUGUGAGUGGGGGCUGAGGGGGAAACUGAGGGAGGAGGCCGUGCCGGUGUAUGGCUUGUGAAGGAGCCCUUUGAGCAGGAGGAUGCCUGAGACUUCUGAACCCCACAUCUGCUCCCCACCCCAGACCCCAGGGGAGGAGGGCAGGGCCCUGAGGGCGUAGUGUCUCCUCCCUCCUCCCUGCCCACUACUUCUAGGAGGGCCUAGGCAGAACCAGGGUGUUUUGGAGGGGAGGAGAUGGAGGAACUGGGGUCCCGGGGCUCUCGGGCCCAGGUGGGGAGGGCGUAUGGGUGCCGGAGACUCAGUUGUGUAUCUAGCAGGUUCCUGCUGGAAUGGAGUGCCUGGGGCUCCUGGCAUGACAGAGGGGCUGAGGCCCACAAGCACAAGAAGCAGGACCUGCUGCACCCCUGCGACACUGAAUACCCUGUGUUUGUGCACCAGACUGCCAUCCAGGAGACCGACGGGGCCAUUGCGUGUGGGCCCUGCCAGAAGAUGUUUGUGAUGCAACAGAUUCCCAGCAGCAACCUCCUCCUGUUGGUGACAGACUCCACCUGUGACUGCAGUGUCUUCCCACCAGUCCUGCAGGAGGCGACAGAAGUCAAAUAUAUCCUUACUGUCCUCCAAGGGGGAGGCUGCAGACUCUGGGAGGAGGCUCCUGUUUAGAGUGCUGAGCCAGCCUCCCUGACAGAACAUUUGUUCUCCACCCCCUCCCUGAACCCCUGGGGUGCUGCCUCCUGCCCCUGAAACUGCUCGUUAAGCAGCUUUGGUAGGUUCAUCCGGUCCUGGGUCUCCAGAACCAGCUGGGAUGGAGUGGUGGACCUUGACUAUGAGUUCUGUACAUAAUGCCUCUGUCAAGUGUGACAGGAUGCGGUCCCAGAAGCCCCGCCGGCGACCAGAUUCCUGCCAUGCCUUCCACCCAGAGGUUCGGGGCUGGGUGGGCUGAGAAGUGGAGUCUGGUCUUCAUUCCCAAAUUUGCUAUGCCACUGUGCACCUCCCUGGGAAACAUUAACACACACAUUCGCAUUUAUGUUGUGUGAUGUGGUGAUACAAUAAGAAAUACAUAUUUAGGGCCUGGGAUUUAGCUCAGUGGUGCCACCACCUGCCUCGCAAGCGCAAGGUCCCAAAUUCCAUCCCCAGUACCAAAAAAAGAGAAAUACGUAUUUAGUCUUUGUCCUCCCUCCUGGCACAGAGUGUCUGAAACCCUUGGGACUUCCUGGGUGACACAGCUGAGAGAAACAUCUUUUGUUAUAUUGGGUCUUAGUCCUUGAAUCUUGACUCAGGGCUUUUAAGACCCUUGGAAUGAUAAGAAUGAUUUUUUUUUUUUUGUAUGCCAAUGAGAUGAGUGGCGGCCAGAGCUGCUAGGUAGCUUCAGGAUGGGGGCUGAUCACCUGAGAGAAAAAGGUGUGGCAGAGGGUUGGAACUUCCACCCCCAGCCCCUGACUUCCGGGGAGGGGAAGGGAGCUGGAGCUGGGGUUCAUCACCAGAGCCCCAUGAUUUGAUCAAUCAUGCUGGCAGAAUGAAUCCUCCGUGAACCCCUGAGCAACGGAGUUCAGAGAGGUCCCAACUUGGUAAAAGGGCCCAAGUCCACGCACUGAGAGGGCAGUGUGACAACAAAGGACAUGGAAGCUCUGUGCACCUAGUUCUUCCUGAGUUGUAGCUCUCUCAACUAAGUGGUGCCAGUGAAUAAAGUAGCUUCCUGAGGUCUGUGAGUUAUUCUAACAAGUCCUCAAGCCUGAGCAGAGUGUGAUGGGAACCCUUGAUUUAGAGCCAGUCUGUCGGAAGUGUUGAAGACCCAGAACUCGUGAUGAUGUCCAAGGAGGGGUAGUAUGUGAGACUGAGCCCUUCAACUUGUGGGGUCUGAUGCUAAUUCCAGGCAGAUGGUGUCAGAAUUGAAUUUCAGGAUACCCAGUUGGGGAAUUAGUUGGUAUGAGGAAACGCGUCACGUGUGUGGUCAGAAGUUAUGUUGUAAAAACACAUCAGAGCCUACAUGUCAUUAAAAUAUGUCAACCAGAAUCCAAGGGUACUUCUAUAAAGAACCCCAUUUCCUAAGGUCUGGACCCCAGACUUAAAACACAAUUUCCCUGUAUUGUCCUCAUGCCUGCCACCCUUAGCACUAAUAACCUAUGCACAUGGGAAGAAACUAUUAUGUGGAUGAUAUUAAUAGUGACUGGUACUUAUUGAGCCUCUGAUGUCCAUAGUGCCAGGCCCCAAGCUGGGUCUUUAUGCACAGUAGUCUUUCCUGAGUGUGGUUGCCACAGAUAAUCUGCCUUAGAGAUGCUCUUGGAGAUGAGGACUUCCCAGAAACCAUUCUGAGAGGAAGACCCCACACCCACCCCAAGACUGGAGCAGGCAGAGCGCUCAAGCCCAGCCUACUCUGUGUGUGGCUUCGGUUUCUUCCCCGGGAGGUCUAGGAAAGGUGGAAGCUGCCCUGUCUCCAGGCUGUUGGCCUCCACAUUUCCCAGAGACCCCUGCUGUCCUCACCCCUCUGGCCGGAGGGUGGCCUCCACUGUGGGUGGCACCUCUCACCCCGCUCUGGUUUGCAGGAGACUGCCCAGGACUGUGGUGGUGCCUCGGACACGCCGGCCUCUCUCCUCCUGCUCCUGUUGCCUCUGGGCGCCUGCAUGCUUCUGCCUUAGCUUCUGCCAUAACACCACUCACUGUGACCCCGCUGUGGAAGGGGCUUCUUCCAGAGACAGUUUGGAAAGUCAGCGGGUGGCUCACUGCAGUCAGGUUGUCUCCCAGGCCCGUGCCUCAUCUCAGCCCUGAACUAAUGGUCCCUGCUGGAAGGACCACCGAGUGCCCUUCCUGUGAGGCGGAAGACUGCUGGAAGGAACAAGAAACCAAUGUCCCAGAGACCCUCCAGGGUGCCUGGUUCCAUUCAUCACAAGUCUCCUGUGUCUCCCUUCUCCUCUUUAGGAGUCCACACAAGCUCAACACCAACGAAGAAAAGAAUUUAGUUCACCUUUCUCCAGAUCAGAACCCAUCAAAGGAGAGAGUGAACUGUCACUAAUGAACCAGGCUGGUCUUGAGCAGAACCCAAGGAUGUGGAGAUGCUGAGGAGCAGAAUGAAGCUAAAGGCAGAGGAGACUGGGAUGAAAACAUGCUCUGCCUAAAACAUAAGAGUGCGGCCGUGUGUGUGUGUGUGUGUGUGUGUGUGUGUGUGUGUGUGUGUUUGUGACAGAGAGAGAGACAGAGUCAGAGAGAAGCAAGGGAGUAAAUAGUAAAAGGAAAGAACAAGAAUAGGAUAGGAUAGAAAUAGGUAUUAAAUCCAGAUUGUUACUGCUAAAGAGUCUUCUGAAAAAUUUUUUACAAAGCCCAGCUUAAAGGUAAAUUUAGAAACAGCAGGUUGAUCUCUACAGUUGCUGCAUGGGGCAACAGUGCACCCAGGGGAGGUAACAGGAGUAGCAGCAGCCAAGCGCUAAAGCCAGGUGGAUGCAAGGCGUCCUUCUCGGUGACAUGACAAGGGACAUCUGAGCCCUGACUCCAGCUGGAACUACUAUUAGAGACUAAACACACACACACACACACACACACACACACACCCCUCUCCCAGGAUCCCAACUUCUGGGCUUCCUUCCCUUCAAACCUGGAUCCCAAGAGGCAGUAGACUCCACUGUGAGAGCAACAAUAAGAGCAGAACCAUGUAAAAGUUCCAGAAUGGCCUCUAGUCUUUGAGUUUAGGCAGCCCAGCCCCAGGAUUGGCAUGACCUUCAAGAAUCCUUCUUCCCCCUCACCAGCCCUCAGCCUCCACAUUAGAAGUACUAGCUGUCCAAGAUCCACACAGAAAACAGCCCCAAUUUUCCUCUACAGUGAGCCAACCCUAUAAAACACAUUUAUUAUAUUUGAAAGUUGCCUUACAUUAUAGAUGUUCACCUUACUGUCAUAUAAGCCUCACGACCAUCCUGUGAGGUAGAGAUUGAUCCCCAUACACGACUGAAGAAACUGAAGUUUGAAAAAAUUCACAUGUAACAGGAAAAUAAUAUGCAUUAAAAAUGUUAGCUCAUUUAAUCCUCACAACCCUCUGGAGCCUAUACCAUGACUUGUCCCGUUUUAGAGAUGAGGAAACUGAAGCUUAGAGUUGAAAAUUGGCUCCAAAUUAUUGCAAGAGUAUUGUGAAGACUCAAUGUGAUAUAUUCAUAUAAUGUGCCUAGAACUGCCUAGCACACUGUAAGCACUAAACACACUGCUACUACUAUAAUACCUUGUUUUGUGGAGGUGGAGUCAAAGAAAUUAUAGACGGGAAGCCAGGAACAAUAGGCGAAGUUCAGAGGUGGCCACCGGAGUCCAGUGGGUUAGGAAGCAGCAGAGAGCCCUUUCUCCAGCCGGCUCAGCUGAAGUGGCUCACUUUCCCCUUUUAUGUCAUAAAGACCUGAUUGUGACGGCCAGGGUAGGGUGUGUGUCCUGGUUCCAGCCACUCCUCACUGCAGUGCACUGUCACCUGCCUGUCUUUGGCAUUAAUAAAUGUUCUCACCUCCAACAGCACUUGGUCUCAACUGCUCACCCAAAUGCCACCUACUCACGUCUCUCUAGGAUGAUAGUCCAGUGCUGUCUUGUAAGGUUCCUCCUCACACCCCAACUAAGGAGAGCAUUUUGUGAACAAACUUAACUAUCCCAGCCAUACAAUGAAAAGGUCAAGUGUAGUAAGUGCCAGGCAGCUUUCUCAAGGUCCCGCCACACUGGCAAGAGAGGACUACAAGACCCGGGAAGUCCAUUUCUGAAAACUAACACUGCUCUUCUCUACCUUGCAGAACGGCUAUUCUCUUAAAGGUUUGCCUCUGAAGCAUCGCACGUUUGGAUGACCGAGAGCUCGAGAAUGACAUCAGAUCCUUCCUCAGAACCAGAGACACACGUAACUACUAAAUCCACUUAAUAAAUGUAGCCAUAAACAACAAACAGUUGUUUGGUAGAGCGAUCAAGGCAAGCGUUGCUAUUGACAAUGGGAGAGCAGCUGAAUUCAUCCAAAGGCGAAGCUACUUUGAUAAAUCGAAGUGUUAUGAAUGUGGGGAAAGUGGACACUUAAGUUAUGCCUGUCCAAAAAAACAUGCUCGGUGAACGUGAGCCUCCAAAGAAGAAAGAAAAGAAGAAGAUAAAGAACAUUGCCGAACCGGAAGAAAUUGAGGAUGUAGCAGAAAGUGAAGACCCCGCUCUCCACAAUCUCAGCCAAGCCAUAGCGUCCCAGCAAGCCAAGAUUGAAGAACAGAACAAAUGGAAACCCAGUGCAGGGGCCCCUCAACGUCAGAGGAUUCCCGGCGCCCGAGGAUAAAGAGCACAUACUUCAGUGAUGAGGAAGAAUUUAGUGAUUAGAGUUGUAUAAUGUAAAUGUCAGGAAAAUAAAAACCAUCCGCAGUAAAACUAUUUGCAUAUAAGAAUACUUACGACCAAAUAGUAAUUUUUUACCAUGAAACAGUGCUUAGAAGAUGAAAAAUAAUUUUUUUAAUUAUCAUGUUUUGACCUGGGUGCGAUGACAUACUCCUGUAAUCCCAGCAUUCUGGGAGGCUGAGGCAGGAGGACUGAAGGUUCAAGUCCAGCCUAGGCAACUUAGCUAGUUAGCCAGGCCCUGCCUCAAAAUAAAAGAUAAUUUUAAAAGUUACACUGAGGACAUAGCUCAGUGUGAAGACCCUAGGUUCAAUUUCCCAUACAGAAAAAAGAUCAUAUUUGUACCUUGGCUUGCCAUACUAUAGACUUAACAUCUCUAAACCAAAAAUCCAGAAUGCUCAAGUGGAAAAUUCCACACCAUGCAACCAUGAUUCAUGGGCAACAUUAUGAAAACUACUGUAUCCAACUGCCUUCAGGUUAUGCAUGGAAGGCAUUUAUAAAGCAUAAGUGAAAUUCUUGCUUAGACUGAGGUUCCAUCCAAAACAUAUCACGUUCUGUAUAUGUACAUAUUCCAAAAUACUUGUGGUACCAAUGUUUUUUGUUUGGUUUGGUUAUGAGGCAGGGUCUUCCUAUGUAGUUCAGGCUGGCCUUGAACUUGCUACGUAGUAACCUAGGCUAGCCUCAAACUUAAGGCGAUCCUUCUGCUUCAGCCUCCAAAGUGCUGGGAUUAGAAGGAGAGUACCACUGCACGUGGCUGGUCCCAAGUAUUUGGGAUAAGGGAUACUCUGCCUGUACUAAAACUCAGGAUUUGUUAGUAAUAAUCAAACUUGAAAAGAACUAAUUUUAAUAAAAACAAAACAAAUACUACAAUGGUACUAUUUUUAAUAUCAUAAAAAGGUAGGUAUUAAAAUGAUUUGAAAACUUUACUGUAAAUGCUUUAGUCAUGUCUCACUGGUUUGUAAGUACUUCUGAAAUAAAUUCAAUCUUUAAAACAAAAACUUCAUAUGAACUGAAAAAAUAAGGGGUUUAAUAGUCCUGUUAAUAAACUUCAAAAAGAUGUAAAUAUGGGUGCUUCAUCAUCAUCUUUUAGCUUUCUCCCAGUCUACAUGCAGUUAUAAAUAUCCAUAAAAUAGCCAGCGUGGGGAUGCACAUCUGUAAUCCCAGCACUGGGAGGCUGAGACAGGAGGGUGCCAUGAAUUCCAGGCCAGCUUGGCCUACACAUAGAGAUCAAGGCCAGCCUGAAUUACAAAGCAAAACCCUGCCUCAAAAAAA
Molecule: messenger RNA, 12631 nt
Organism: Heterocephalus glaber (naked mole-rat)
Lineage: Eukaryota; Metazoa; Chordata; Mammalia; Rodentia; Bathyergidae
Source: RefSeq, a predicted model, not a curated record